GCACCGCGGUAGCAUACAACAUACGAACAGAGCCAUCUUGUCACGGAGUGAGUGAGGCAAUAGUGCUGCCCUUGUCGUUAUAUCCUCGUUAUUCUAAAACUGUGACACUUAGGGCCGUUUUUUUCCUUUCCUUUCCUCGACCGUAAAUUAUUUAUGGUAAGUGAGCGGUGAAGCGCGUGGACUGUGCGUGGGGGAGUGCUUUGGAGAAGAUGUGUCGCUUACUAGUUCCGACGUAGGGGGGAGUGUGCGGCAGCCAGUUGGCUUGACUCGCUAGCUCUUUGCAAGGGCAGCGGGGCCCUCCUCAGCCCUCGAAUAGUUCCCUCCCGUAACGGCGGAACACACUCGACAGCGGCACCGACUCGGGGAGACGAGCGGGCAAGGCAAGGAGGGCGCCCCCGGACUUUGAGGCAACUCCGUCCGGUAUUUGGACGUCGUCUGCGGGGUGAAUCGCAUCCGGAGACGUGAAAGGGAUGGCGCAGAUUCACCUCAGUUACUUUUAAUCCUAAAAUAUGACCUAGUCUGCCGCUCAGUAACUCUUGGAUCAAUUUUGACACCCAGAAAACCACAAAAACACCUGAUGGACAGGACGUAAAUUGGCCUGCAGAGUAAUUGUCAGCCUCUCCUUUUCUGGUGGAGCAGGAUCUCGACACACUCGAGGUGAGGAAUCAGCCUGGAACUAUGUCGAAAAUGCCGGCCAAGAAGAAGAGCUGUUUCCAGAUCACAAGUGUCACUCAGGCACAAGUGGCUGCCAUUGGGGCAGUGGACGACACAGAAAGCCUUGAGGACCCGGAUGAGCCCCACGCCGAGGAUGUGUCGUCAGAGAUGUACGGUGUGUCCCAGACUGAGUAUGAACCGGCGUGUGACAUGACUUCAUCCGAAGAAGUGUUGAAUAACGUCGGAGAGGCAGAAGCGACGGGAGUUGUGGCGCCGUCGCAUUUACCUCAUUUCUCUGUGCUGUCAGUCAAUCCCUUGGGGGAGUUUCGGAAAACACUGGUGCCCGGUACGACUCUUGGCGCACAGCAACAGGCUGCCCCGACGUCCAGUCCUGGGCCUGUCAUUGUCUCCGUAAAUGUUUCCCAUCCCGCUACAGUGCCCAGUCCAGGUCCUCCUGGUGUCCCUGCCGCCUCCACAGUGACCUGUACUUCCCGUUUCAGGGUCAUCAAACUUGACCACGGUACUGGAGAACCCUUCCGAAGAGGCCGGUGGAUGUGUACAGAGUUUUAUGAGAAAGAGUCGGAUGGUUCUGCAGUGAAUCGGACUGUUGAUGGCACGAGGAGAGACGCCAGCGCACUGUCCGAGGCUGCUGCAGACAGAGACAUUGGGCUAGGGCAGACCGGCGGCUCUGUAAUUGUCCCGAUAACACACACAAACCAGGCCUCCGGUGCUUCACCAGAUGUCGCCCGCUUGCAUCCAGCCGAGAUAUCCGCGCAUCAGAACUUCAUCACCCGGCAACAUGCUCUCAGCGGGUCUGGCCCGCAGAUUGCACUAACCAGUAGCAAGUCCACAUCUGUCCCAGUCCAGCCUGCAGUGGCGAGUCUCCAACCCGCCGCAUCCCAGAGCGUUGGGAACGGAUUGCCUCACAUGCAGAGGUCCCCCAUCUUGCCUGCAUCGGCCCAGACGCAACCGUACCAACUUUCUGCGGGACAUCACCAGACUGAGUUCUAUCAGCAGCAUUCUGGACUCGCUGCCGGACAGUCACUGUUGGUGUCCGGCCAGUCCGCGGGGCCACAGACAGUGGGACAAGCAACCUCUCCUGCUAUGCCCCAGGGGUCGACAGGAAUUUCUACUCCCAGUCAUUUUGGGGACGUCGCUGGCGGCGGAAAAGUUAUCCCUGGACAGACAGCUCAGAGCCAAACCAUUGAAAUGGGAAGCGUCGCGGGCUCCGCAUUGGGCGGUGGAUCUCCUCACGGUCAGUAUGCCACCACCGGACCGUCCAAACCCCACGGCGACCACCCCGCAUCUUCUAGUGUACAAAAUGUGCCUGUCACUGCAGAGAGCUCCGGACUGACCCCUGCUGUGCCAACUGCUGUGCCCAGUGCCUCCACCGCGGCCGCGCCAACGGUGACAGCAGCUAGUUUGACUUCAGGUCAGAUGAGUCAAGGCAGAACUGCAGGGGCCUUGGCGGGGCACAGCCUCCUUACAACCGGAUUUGGACAGUUUGAGGCGGGCGGCGUAAGGAAAUCUGACGGGGUUGUAAAUGCACAGUCGUUUGGGAAGGAUUUGGUGAAGCCCCUCAUGCCCGAGAGCCUGCAGCUCGCCGCUCCAACGGUCACUAGCCUGUUUGGAAUCCACAUACCCGUCGACGGGGAUGAGGAGAGGAACCCCUCCAAGGCUUUCUACCAGGCCUUCCAGUCUGGCACCAGAUUAAGGGACUCAAAGGCCCACAGUGAUAGUGCCUCUGGAACGAAUAUUGUUGCCAUUGAUAAUAAAAUAGAACAGGCCAUGGACCUGGUGAAAAGCCAUCUGAUGUACGCCGUGCGGGAGGAGGUGGAGGUCUUAAAGGAGCAGAUCAAAGAGCUCUUCGAGAGGAACUCUGUGCUGGAGCGGGAGAAUGCCGUCUUGAAGUCUCUGGCCAACAGCGAGCAGCUCUCGCAGCUUCCCGCCCAGUCCGGGGGUGCUUCGACCGGCCCCGCACCGACGGCACUGCCGCCUCAGUCUCAGCCCUCGCUGCCCCCCCAGCAGCCGGCGGCCGGGCUUCAGUCUCAAACGCAGCAGCAGCAGCAACAACACCCGAAGGCCCCGCAGACUCAUCCUCAGCUCGACGCAAGCCAACAGCAACCCAACGUCACCUCAGCUUGACAAAACGUGCUACGGGUGUAAACAAACCCGAGAGACAUUACCAUUACGGUCAAACUCACGUGGGAGUGGGACGGAGCCCUGUGGCCAAUUGCGAUGCCAACCUAAAACUUAAAUCCAACUCAUCGUUGGCCUUAAAAUGGCUUCCGGAUGAUUGGAUUUAUACAAAUUGCACCGGAAGUAAUGAAUAUAACUUAACACCUCUAAAAAAUAAAUUAAGUGUUUACAAAGUGCUUUAAAAAAACAGAGACCAUCCAUGAAACAGAACGAUACCCACAAUCACAAGUAUAAAGGUGUACUAGAAACGGGAACGAGAGGAGAGUUUUUUUUUUUUUUUUAAAGCUCAGGCAAGCCUUUCCGCUAACAACCCUGGCAAAACAUAGCUCCUUCCUGACCUUCAAAUUCAAUUCACUUCAACCUACCCGACUCAAAUAUUGGCCUUGAACAAGGAACGGAACUGCCAAAUUCACAACAGGUGUUUGAAGCCAUAUUUUCAGGGAUAUCCACUUCUGUGCCUUUCGCUGCCUCUUCGUUUGGAGUGCCACUGGAGGAGUCACAGAAAGACACAGAAGUGGAGGAAGAAGGUCAUGCCAAGUCACCAUAAAGGUCAAAGUGCGUCAGAGGCUUCACCCUAGAUUGCUCCGCCACGCCAAUUGCCCCAACCUUUUGUGAGCAAUGCGCCUCCUUGACACCAAACCCAACUUUCCUAUCGGCCGUGUCUUUGGCACCUCCUUAGGGCAGGAUGGAAUGAGCACUAAAUUACAAUGAGAUCUGCGGAAUGGUGAGGGUUUACGAAUGUCUAUAUGGGUUCUACAGGAAAAAACAAAACGUUUCAAGAAACCUUUGUCCUCUUAGCCACCAGCUUGACCACAAAGUGCAGUGUGUGUGUGUGUGCGUAUGCGUGUGUGUCUGUCUGUACAGUGGGCCUUUCCAGUGUUAAUGCAAUCAUCAUGAGGCAGAAUCAAACGGCAUGUAUCGGAGAACUCGGGGUGAUGUUUCAUUUUUGAAACUUGGCAAGACACCCCCACCCACACGCGUGGACAACUGCAGGAGUCCAAGACUGAUCUGAGACCUGCACAAGUCCACCGAGGAGAGGUUAAAGGGAGGGAGUUUUGCCUCAUGUUAAGGGACAAAUGAUUGUCACAUAAAAAUAUUUUUUUAAGAAGAUCCAUGUGAGUAAAGUAGGGUGGGGUGGGGGUGGGGGGGGGUCAUGGGGAGGGGGGGAUUUUAGCCUUGCUGAAUCCAUGUAAAGAGAGUCUCAUCUAUGGAGCGCCAACUCUGUCGUUACUUGUACAUCAACCCUUCAGUUCAUCUUUUGACUUUUGCUGUCAAGUGAUUUAUUUAUUACGGGGGGGGGGGGGGGCGGGCUGCUAUCUUCAUAAAUGAAUCGAAUGAAACAAGAGCCCCUUUAUUUGUUUGUUUGAUUUUUUUGGUCAAAAUAAAUAUGCCGACCUUCCCAGGGGAGCAAUGUUUUAUAGCAGGGGUUCUCAAACUGGAGUCUGGAUCAUGUCUGGGGGGGGGGGGUUUCGCAAAACAGAAUCCACAACAAAUUCCAAGAAAGAAAAGUAGUCCAGUUCCCUUGAAGCAACCUUUGCAAAUUCACAUGACCUGGAUGACACGCGCACAUUUUUUUUUUGUCGCUGGUAUCAAAAAAAUCCAGAUUCAUUAUUGAAAGUCAAUGAUUUUUCAGACCAAUUAGGUGAAUGCCCUGCUACCUUAUGACCACUCUUGGCACACUGGUAGCGAAUCACUAAUUUAUGGCUACGUAUGGUCGUUAUGUUUAAUUGGUGUUAUGAUGAGGAAAGGAUCCUUGGAAAAAAAAUUCCCCUGGCCGCAGAAAGUUUGAGAGCCCCUGCGCUCACGUAUAGUAGUGAAAAAACAAACAAACCGAAAAGCAACAUGGAAUUCUGACCAACGUAAAACACUAACUCAGAUUUCAUACUGCCCUUGCCAAUUUCAAGUAAACAAGACUCAGUAUGAAUGUAUUUUUUUUAAUCAAAUCUUUAAAAGCCUCGAUAAGUGACUGCUCAUCUGCUGAUAUCAAAUCUGAUCCAGUGCCCCGGAGGGGAGGCGUCUGAUGACCGAAGUCGUCGGCGAAAACUGAGAUGGUUUUGCCGCACAUCCCCACCUUCACUUGGCCUCGGGGCUGAAGGGAAAGCUGUGAAAUCAUUCUUUGUAACCAAAGAUGGAAAAAUCUGUCACUUCA
This is a messenger RNA of Hippocampus zosterae (dwarf seahorse), 5002 nucleotides long. Its product is annotated as TSC22 domain family protein 2-like. The transcript has 4 exons. Gene Ontology annotation, biological process: regulation of transcription by RNA polymerase II. NCBI's taxonomy places the organism in Eukaryota, Metazoa, Chordata, Actinopteri, Syngnathiformes, Syngnathidae. Bases 679 to 2799 code for a protein of 706 amino acids. The record is from RefSeq and is a predicted model, not a curated record.